Exophiala xenobiotica is the source of this 2373-nucleotide messenger RNA. RefSeq lists its product as uncharacterized. Lineage: Eukaryota; Fungi; Ascomycota; Eurotiomycetes; Chaetothyriales; Herpotrichiellaceae. The coding region runs from base 1 to 2373 and encodes 790 amino acids. Gene Ontology annotation, cellular component: chromatin. Gene Ontology annotation, molecular function: zinc ion binding; DNA-binding transcription factor activity, RNA polymerase II-specific; RNA polymerase II cis-regulatory region sequence-specific DNA binding. The transcript is spliced from 5 exons. The record is from RefSeq and is a predicted model, not a curated record. Gene Ontology annotation, biological process: DNA-templated transcription; regulation of transcription by RNA polymerase II.
AUGAGGACCUCAUCCAUUUCCCUCGAGGGGCCAUCAACUUGCACGCCUACGGGGCGCAUCAGCAAGGCAAAGAAGGGCAAGAGGGUCCAUGCCUGUGAAUUCCCUGGUUGUGGAAAGGUUUUUACUAGGGCAGAGCACCGAAGGCGGCAUGAGCUAAAUCACAAUCCCGAAGCAUUGUUUCCCUGCACUCGUCCUGGGUGCAGGAAAGCUUUCCAUCGUCUCGACCUUCUUCAGCGGCAUCAAGAGAGACAUGACCUCGAGAAUUCCGUUGGCUCACCUUCCGGGCACAUGAAUCAAACGCCACAGAUGUCAGUCACCUCAGAACCGCCUUCAUCAGUCCUGCCUUCCGCAGUCAUGAGUAGUCCUCACGCUGAUAGAAGUGCUCCAAGAUCCUCCGCCGGUGGCCUUUCCAUCGGUUCCCUCGUUCAUCCUCAAACGGAGUACCUACACAGCAUGGGAACGCCAGCAUUCAAUGGCUUUGCGCGACCACCUAUGCAUUUUGUUCCUGGGUUCAGUCCCUCUGAUGAUUCCAUGUUCUACACCCCCGAGAGCAGCCAGUCUCCUGUUUCAGAAUACUAUGGACGGUAUCCUCAUCGUCAGAGCAUUUCUUCCUCGUCUUCUGUCGCUGCUUUUGAGCCCAGUGGAGCCUCUCCUUUGAUCAGUGGGACUAUACCAGGCCCGUGGGCUCCUUCUUCUGCUCCUCCUAGCAUUCUGCCAUCAAACAUGCUUGAUGAUGGUGCUUAUCUUCCUUCUCCUGCAGACUCUUCCUUACCAAUACCCCUCUCCGACCUGGAUGGAUACGAGUGGUCUGUCAUUCGAGGAGAGCUAUCACAUUCCUCUGGAUUACUGCCAGGAGAUGGCCCAACCGGUGUAUCCGACACUAUAAGGUGGCACUGUCUUGACCACUACUGGCAAUACUUUGACCCUCAUUUCCCAAUUGUCCAUCGACCGACAUUUCUCCCGACCAAACCGAGUCCACUUCUUGCAAGUGCAAUGGCAGCUAUUGGAUCACAAUAUGACGAUAGGCCGGACGCGAAGCAGUAUUCUUUGACUCUUUUGGACAUCGCGACCAAGCUGCUGAGACGGCGGGAUAGCAUUACAAGUCGCUCCAGAUUGGCAGACCUACAAACUGUCUUUCUGCUCGAAGUCUUGAGCAAAUACUGCUCAAGACGCGUGGAAGUCGAGAUGUCGUCACGAUUUCGAUCACUUUUUGCCAGUCUUGACCAAGCCCGUCGGACACUAUCAACGGAUCCGCUCGCGGUUUUCAGGACACUUCGCAAGGAAAAGACCCCUGAAGACAUUGCACGCGCGCACAAAUUCUGGCUUGAUCAUGAGACACGAAGGCGAAUCCUCCAGGCCUCGACGCUGCUAGAUCAUCAACAGAUGACGUUGUUCGAGCAACCUCCCACGAUUGUCCAGCACGAACGACCCAGGAGAACCACAGGACCCAGUCUGCGAUGCACGAUUCCCCUGCCCUGCUCGGAAGAAUUGUGGGAGACAAGCCCGGUCGAGGCUUGGGUUCAAGUGGCCACGAACACAGACGCAUUCAAGCCACGAACUUCGCGGCUGGAGCAAGCCUCAGCAACAACCAUGGACUAUUUCCAAAGCCAAGUGGCUCUGGCAGCAGCGCAAGGAUUGCCAGAUCAGGGCCUGCCCCAAACAGACCAAGGAGGGGAUAUGUUUCGGUGCCUGACCUCCAACCGUCACGUUGUGGGAAUGGCACGGAACACACCGAUCAGGCAACUGCUCGUCACGAGCGGAGAGUCGUGGAUUCUCGGAAAGAAGCUGGAAAAUGAAGCCCAGUUUCAAGAGGCCAAACGGAAUCUGCGAGCCUGGGCCAAUUCGAACCUCGAAAGCCGAAUUGCCUUUUGGCACGCCACUCAAUUGAUCCGGAGUCGUGUCAAGUUCACAUAUUCCGAGCCUACGAAGACCGACUUGGCCGUUACGUUUCAGAGCACUCAUAUGCUGCAAGAGCCGUGGGCAUUGUACCUGGCCGCACUCGUUUGCUGGGCACAUGGAUUUUCUGCAUCAACGAUGCUCGAGAACAGCAGCGGGCAGGGUUCCGGCGCUGGUUCGACCAUCAGCGAACCUCAUUCCAACCAGUCGCGAACUUCAAGCUUGUCGUCGGCUCAUCCAGCACUGCUCGAUUCUCACGAGGCAGCAUACUCGAUGCGAGAGUUCCUGAAGGCCACGGAUGUUGAAACACCCGAGGACAUCUUGGGCAUUGAUCCUCAGGUGCUUGGGCGCAUGCAUGGCCUUCUCGAGGUCAUCCGAGUGAACAAGAUCGGCCCUCUUUUGGGUGGACUGAUGAACGAGGCCGAGAGAGUGCUUUAUCGACUUGUGGAAGGAAGGAGUCGUUUGUCACAUUUCUGA